Spodoptera littoralis (African cotton leafworm) is the source of this 2640-nucleotide messenger RNA. The record is from the annotation of a GenBank genome assembly. NCBI's taxonomy places the organism in Eukaryota, Metazoa, Arthropoda, Insecta, Lepidoptera, Noctuidae.
AUGUCAUUGUCAAAUAUUACAACUUGUGGUGGUCUGUCAAAACUUGUAAACAAAAUACACGACUUUUUAAACAAGUUUCAACAUGAUGAGAAAACUUUGUUAUUUUGCCAUAAAAUUAACUAUGUAUGUUACCGUUUAAAAAUGAGCGCUUUAGAUAAUAGCAGUCGUAUAAACCCCGAAUUUUCUGUUAGAAUAGUGGUAUGUGAUCAUUAUUUGAGUAAGCCAAUUCCUGGAAUAGAUGUCAUUUAUUCAGAUUUCCGAGGAGCUGAUAUUAAACAGGUGCCAGUUUUAAGGAUAUUUGGCCCAACACCGGAUGGGCAUAAGGCAUGUCUUCACAUUCAUGGAGUGUUUCCAUACUUCUACAUACCAUGUCCAACACCAAAUCCACAGCCACAAUUUUUAUAUCAGAUUGCUGCUAGUCUGGACAAAGCAUUAAAUAUUGCACUGAAACAAGCAACUUCUACCAAUCAGCAUGUCUAUAAGAUAUCUCUAGUUAAAGGCCUGCCCUUCUAUGGAUACCAUGAUAGAGAACAUCUAUACCUAAAAGUAUUCUUAUAUAGCCCGGGCUUAAUCAAACAAGCUGUGGAACUCUGCAGUAAUGGAGCCAUUCUGGGUCAGUCAUUCCAACCUCAUGAAUCUCAUUUGAAUUUCACACUGCAGUUCUUCAUAGACUUCAACCUCUUUGGAAUGAGCAAUAUAGACCUACAAUGUGUUAAAUUCCGUAAGGCAGGCGUAUCUCAGAAUACUGAUGAAGUCCAAAGCUCUAAUGAUGUUGGCCUUAAACCUGAAAGUUCUUGCCACUUUGAAGCUGAUUGUGCAGCCUCACACAUUAUUAACAGGCAAAGAAUUGGCAAAGGAGAUGGCAUUGAGAAUCCAGGCUUAGAAGAAGUGUGGAACCAAGAGUCAGAAAGAAGAAAACAGUUAAACAUCUCUCUAGCCUCAAAGUCACUGUCUCAAGGCAGAAUAAAAGCAGAAGAGACCGAAUCACAUUAUAAAUUCGAACAAAUUUUUUUAUUGAAAAUGUCUAAUUUGAUAGACAAACCUGUGCUAAUCGAAAACGAAGUUAAAAAAGAGUUAGCACAAUAUCCAGCUGAAAGUAUGGAAGGCACACAGUUGUUUAAUGCAGUAGAUGUGAGUGUCCAUCUACCUAAUGAAUCAAUGGCUGCUGGGUUUAAUCAAACAUUGAGAGAUUUCAAUGACACUGAAGAAGAUUUGGACAAUACACUGGUGGAUGAAAGUCUGGCUCUGAACAGUAGCUUGUCUCUGCACUAUAGUCAAGUUUUUUUAAAUAAUGAAGAUUUGGAACUAGUAGACUUAUUACAAGAUAUGGAUGAGAAGCCUGUAGAAGAAGAUAGUGUGAUGGGGACACCAGCUAAUGUUGAACAGGAUGCUGAUGUUGAUACAGAUGAUGCUGAAUAUUCCCGGAUAUUUGAUGAAGAAACUCUAAUUUUGAAUGAAGAAGAAUGUAAAAACGAUGAAGAUGAAAGCUCUCCUUCAUGGAAUGAUUCGUUUUGGGAAGGCGCUAAUAUUCCACAACUAGAUGGAACGUGUGACGAUGAGCAUACAAAGAAAGUAAGGAAAAGAAAAAUGAGACCAUUUAAAUUAGGCUUGUCAAGGCCUAAAGCCAGGAGAAAAGAUGAAAGUGAAUCUGAUAGUAGAUCAGAAUCUAAUGUAGAUAUGAGUCAGAUGGAUGAAAUUAAUGUUUCAAGAGAAACUAUAGAAGAUAUCUCUGAUGCACAUCUGAGAAGAGUUGUAAAAACUGAACAAGAAAGUAUUUUGAACAAUUCUAUAAAUAUUAGUGAAGGUGAUGUAGCCCAAUGCAAAGUAGAAAAUGAAUCAAUCGUAGAUUUAGUAAACAAAAUAACAUUAAAUCAAAAACCUUUGCAGCCAGCUCCAGCAGAAGUUUAUGAUAGAGAAAACAAUUAUGAGCCAAAAGCGGGACCUUCAAAUAUUAACGUUAAUAAGUCCUUUAAUGUAACUUUCAACAGCGACAACGAAAUAGAUUCUUCACCUGAACCUAAUAAACUAGGAAUAAGAAGUUUCUAUGAUGUGUCUAAAAUGUUUAAUUUAUCUGUAGAAAGUGAUGAUACUGAAGUAAAUAAAUCUCAAUUGAUAUCAAUGGUAGACAACAAAGAUGAUUAUUCUGAAAAUCAUGAUUGGAAUGUACAAAUUAAAAGUAAUGAAUUACAAGAAGAAAAACUGAACAUCAAAAUAGAGCUUAGUGUACUUAAAACUGAAAAGUCAAUAAUACUAACACCUAAAAUAAAGCCGCCAACAAAAAGCUAUAUCUGCUCAAGUUUACAUCAUUAUAAAAUACCAAAAGUAAAAAACCCAGAACCAUAUUACUCAGACCACAAAGAUGUAGGUGACAAAGUAGAAAUAGGGCAAAUGUUGUUAAAAGUGAAUAGUAAACUAUCGAGGGAUCAAAAGCCUUUUGAGAAAGUGUUGGAUAUGACGAGCAUAGAAGAAUGGCGACAUCUACUGUUCCUACAAACGCAUGAGAUGUCCCAAGAAUCGUCGAAGCCUGAUGCUUUAAAAAUUCUACUGGCAGGGAAUAGGAAAUGCAUUUUAGAGCCUGUCAAGAGACCACCUACUGGCAAUGAAGUAAAACAAUGGUUGUUAAAUAAAGAUAUGAAGUGA